This is a messenger RNA of Branchiostoma belcheri (Belcher's lancelet), 2485 nucleotides long. RefSeq lists its product as uncharacterized. The transcript has 12 exons. Gene Ontology annotation, molecular function: 5'-3' DNA exonuclease activity; metal ion binding; 5'-flap endonuclease activity. Lineage: Eukaryota; Metazoa; Chordata; Leptocardii; Amphioxiformes; Branchiostomatidae. Gene Ontology annotation, cellular component: nucleus. Gene Ontology annotation, biological process: DNA recombination; mismatch repair. The record is from RefSeq and is a predicted model, not a curated record. The coding region runs from base 809 to 2485 and encodes 558 amino acids.
CCCGACAAAAGUAUGAUAUCAUUCCGUAAGCCAAACGCUAACAACCCGACCUCCCCGUGCACUGUGGACAGGGUAAACGUUUUCGCGCAAAGUUGUAGGGGUAAUUCAGGCAUUUUUUUGCCUCGUAGUGCUCGGAAAUAUAAAUUAUAGACGUUGUUUUCUGAUAUAUGGGAAGCCUCAGUUAUGUCUAGAGGUUUACAUUUGCGUGUUUUCGUUGCGUAUAUUGAGGGGGAGGGGGGCGGCAAGCCCAUGUGUCUAAAGCGCUAAAUUAUGUACAUUUUUAGCGAAGGUUGUGGGGUGGUAAAUACGCCUAAACAACAAGUAAUGCAUUGCCAGUUUCUCUAAGAAGGAACAUAAUGGUUUCUCUAGGUAAUAUUUGACAAUUUUGAACUUCUGUUGCAACUCUUCACAGCUUGUCUUUGAAAUGCGUCAAUAGUCUAUUAUGACUAACAUCACAUACGCUUGUGUGUUGUUUACACUUACAGGUUUCAGAAUAAAUAUGCAUAUAACAUUUUUGAGAGUGUGUAGGGCUACAUACAAGCUAAGACAUUCAUGUUUCUCCAAGAAGGGGUAUAAAUAUUUUUCCUUCUUAAUAGAAUUUGAAACUGUCCACAACCUGUAUCUGAAAUGUGUAAAUAAUGAUUUGUGUCUAUAUGUAUAUUCAUGAACACCACCACCUACACUUGUGUGUUAUACACAAAUUUAUGAAUAUGCAUACACUGAACUUGCACCUUUCCACAACCUGUCUUUGAGUGCGUACUAUCUAUAUGUAUAAUCUUGAACACCACCACUGACACUUGUGUGUUAUAUGCAAAUUUAUAAAUAUGCUUGUUACAUAUGGCUUCAAUAUGUCCAUCAACCAUCUAUAUUUAUUACAACUGCAUUUUCUGAAACAUUUUGCAUCAGGAUGGGCAUUAAAGGACUUCUGCCAGACCUUGCCAGAUCAGCAGAAUCCAUCACCAUUGAAGAUAUGGCUGGGUCUAUAGUUGCCAUUGAUGGGUCCGGCUGGCUCCACAAGGGUAUAUAUGCGUGUGCGAAAGAGUUGUUCCUGCAACAACACACUGACAGCUACAUCAGGUUCUUUAUGAACAACAUUGAGACUCUGCUCAAAAAAGGGAUCACACCACUGGUCGUGUUUGAUGGCCCAAACCCGUUGCCAGCAAAGGCUGAAGUGGCAGCAGAGAGGAGACAGAUUCGGUCUACAGCCAAGAUGAAUGCUUUACUCGCCAUCUCUCAGGGAAGAGGUAAUGCGGCGGAUGCAAGGCGACAUUUCUGCAGCGCCGUGGGAGUGGCCCCUGACAUGGUCGACAAUGUUAUCAAGGCAUUGAAAAACAGAGGAGUCGAUUACGUGGUAGCACCGUACGAGGCGGACCCACAACUUGCCCUGAUGAGUAUAAGUGGGACAGCAGAUUACGUGAUCACAGAAGACACAGACCUGUUGGUCUUUGGUACAAAGCAGUGUGAAACACUUAACGGUGAAAAGAGGAGGAAAGCCGCUGCCCUGGGGGAACAAGAAGACAAGGAAACGGCGGAGAUCCUCGCAUAUCUCGCCACAAUAGAGACACCUGAGAAGAAUGCCCCGGUCAAGAGGACAGAGAUGGCAUCUAGAUCUGUUGGGGGGGACAAGUCGAUUGCUGCCGGGAUAGAUGAUGUGAUUAAGGACUCCUUUAGGCCGGUGGAGCAGCGAUUGGAUAGGAUGGAAGCCCAACUUUGUCACAGUGGUGGCGCUCCUGACAAGGAGGUCCAAGGACAGGAGCAAAGAGAUGGCAAGCAAGCCCCAGGACCCCUCGAGUGGCCCCGGUGGGGGCGAGGUCAUCAGCACCGCUAUGAAGUGUGUGGAGGGCUGGCAGCAGCCACCAGGAUCGAGCUGGCAGCAGCCACCAGGAUCGAACUGGCAGCAGCCACCAGGAUCGAGCUGGCAGCAGUCGCCAAACGCGAGCUGGCAGCAGUCGCCAAACGCGAGCUGGCAGCAGUCGCCAAACGCGAGCUGGCAGCACAGUCGCCAAACGCGAGCUGGCAGCAGCUCUCCACCUCCCAAGGCCACGGCGCCUCACCUGCUACCUGGCCUACCUUCGAGGCCGGGUUCCAACGGACACCCCAGCUGACACCACCGUCCGCGCCCACGUCGUCCAGCCAAGCAGAGAUGGUUCCGGUCGGCGACCCAAACCGCCGCGUGUUCCUUGAGGCGGAUGUGCUUGCAAGGGUAGAGAUGGUACUGCCAACGAGUGACGACCAAACGGCCGCCACCUCUGUUAGCAAACUACUCGGAGCGCUGUUCUCCCGGCAAGAGUUGGCCGACAACAACGCCAUGGGAGAAAACGGGAGGACAGCGCUCGACCGGAACAAGGUCGAGGCGAUCAUUGAGUGGGUUGCGGAGAAAACCAAGAAAUCAGCAGGGGACCAGCGCUUCCGGCGGGCAAUCAUCUCCCUGAUUAACAAGCGGUGCCGCCACAUCAGAAACGACGUGAAAAAGGCAGCAUGUUGA